Molecule: messenger RNA, 498 nt
Organism: Triticum turgidum subsp. durum (durum wheat)
Lineage: Eukaryota; Viridiplantae; Streptophyta; Magnoliopsida; Poales; Poaceae
Source: the annotation of a GenBank genome assembly
AUGGCCGCCGCCCCCUCCGCCACGGCGCUCGCCGGCGCGGCCCUCCCGCUCCCCUUCUCCGCGCGACCUCAACCCGCUCGGUUCUCCGCGGUGGCGCUCCCCCGGACGGCCCCUCCUCCCGCGGCCCUGCGGCUCCGGACCGUCCGGCGCCUGGCGGCGGCGGAGGGCGGCGGAGUGGCGGCGGGCAUGAAGGACACGCUGGACAAGGUGGUGUCGGCGCACAAGGUGGUGCUGUUCAUGAAGGGGACCAAGGACUUCCCGCAGUGCGGCUUCUCCCACACCGUGGUGCAGAUCCUGCGCUCCCUCGACGUCCCCUUCGAGACGCUCGACGUGCUCGCCAACGACGCCCUCCGCCAGGGGCUCAAGGACUACUCCAGCUGGCCCACCUUCCCCCAGCUCUACAUCGACGGCGAGUUCUUCGGCGGCUGCGACAUCACCCUCGAGGCAUACAAGAGUGGGGAACUGCAGGAGACGCUGGAGAAAGCAAUGUGCUCUUAG